Anopheles bellator is the source of this 3132-nucleotide messenger RNA. RefSeq names its product ubiquitin carboxyl-terminal hydrolase 30 homolog (gene Usp30). NCBI's taxonomy places the organism in Eukaryota, Metazoa, Arthropoda, Insecta, Diptera, Culicidae. The record is from RefSeq and is a predicted model, not a curated record. Bases 141 to 1784 code for a protein of 547 amino acids. Gene Ontology annotation, molecular function: cysteine-type endopeptidase activity; cysteine-type deubiquitinase activity. Gene Ontology annotation, biological process: protein deubiquitination. The transcript is spliced from 3 exons. Gene Ontology annotation, cellular component: cytosol; nucleus.
GCCCCUAGCAACGUCGCUCUGUUUAGAUUUCACUAUAAUGCAUCUCGGCUUCGGUGGACAUAGAUACGCAGAGGUAAUCGCUGCAAAGUGAAUGGUUUCUGUUGUCGCCCUGGGAGAGAUGCGAUAAAGAUUCGUACACGAUGGAAAGUGAAAAACUGUUGAUGGCCGCUGGCGUAACAGCGGCCGUUGUGGUCGGUGCAUUUGUUUUCUGGGGCCCCUCGGGCUCGUCCAGGCUGCGACAACGACGCGGCCAAAUUGCGGGGUUGCAUAAUUUUGGUAAAACGUGCUUUCUAAACACACUACUACAGGCGUUGGCCGCCUGCCCCCAGUUUAUUGCGUGGCUGCAGCUGCACAACGUGAAGGACAAGAAAAGUCUCGUAUCGUCGUUGCAGAGCGUGCUGGAGGUGGUGAACGGGACGCAUCCCACUUUGCGCGGCGAUCCGUACGCACCGGGGGCCGUGAUACGGGCGCUCAACUCACUCGGGUGGGUCAUUUUCCCGGAGGAACACGAUGCCCACGAGCUGUUGCUGGUGAUGCUGACCUCGCUCGAGGAGGAGGUGUCGAAACCGCGCAAGAUUGGGUGCCUGUCCGAUGCGCUCGGGGUCCCCGAGGUACCUACGAUCCCAGCGCGCCCAUCCAGUGCCAUGCUGUCGGAUUUCUGCAACACGGAGUACGACGAAGCUACCAGUCUGACGCGCUACACCCGGUCGGAGGCACACACGCCCGACUCACCACACUCCGUGUGCACCGAACACGAGGAAGCACCGGACACCUCGCUGGCGUUGGACGGUUCCUACGGUUCGCCGAACGCCAUUAUGGCUGCUUUUGGGAGCUCACCGCGUUAUGGUCAGCCGACGCACUCCGAGACAACCGAGGUGCACCACGAGCCAAACCGAUUCGUCAGCAAACGUCAUUCCACCUCGUACCGGUCGCUGGAGCGCUUGAAUCGUGGCCCCGGUCGCGUGUCGGUGUGGGGCGACCGUCAGCAGAAUCAUAUUCCGCACCCGUUUCGGGGCGGACUCGGCAGUCAAUUGUGUUGCGCUGCGUGUGGGUACAAGUCGACCGUGCGGUACGACAAGUUUGACAGCAUUACGCUCCCACUGCCGGAAACAGUCACGCCUGGUCUCGGUCUUGGCAAUCUGCUGUCCGACUUUAUCCAGCCGGAAACAUUGGACGCAGUGCAGUGUGAGUCGUGCGGCGAAAAUGCGCCCCACACGAAGGCGCUCACCUUCAGCAAGCUGCCGGCCUGCCUGUGUGUUCACAUUGCACGCACAACGUGGCACGCGAGCGGUCGCGCCCAAAAGCGCCUCGACAGUGUGCACUUCCCGGAAACACUCUCGAUGGCGCCGUACAGCUUUGUGCAGCCGGGCCUGAACAGCAACAUCAGCACACCGUGGGGCAGCACCACCUCGCUGUAUACCGCCGGACUGCUCGGCAUGACCGCCGCGACCACACAAGAUGUUGGGACGUGUGGCAGUUUGCCGGCCGAUGGUUAUAUGGCGGAUGGCGGCAUGUCGGCACCGGGGACGAGCUUCGGUUCGUACACAUUUGGUGCGAUGUUCCCCCGUAACUUGUACCGGCUGUUGGCCGUCAUUGUGCACUCGGGCGAGGCAAACGCAGGCCAUUUUGUCACCUACAGGCGAGGAGCGCUGCGAAAUUCCUACAAGUGGUACUACACGUCCGACACCGUGGUGCGGGAAGUUUCGAUCGAAGAAGUCCUCAACAGCUCCGCCUACAUGCUCUUCUAUGAUCGUGGGUCCACCACGAAUCGUUUCCCGCAGUAAACCGAGCACAAUCAUUAUUCUGCAAGCUGUCGACACACAAAAUCAAACGGGAAAAAAGAAACUUAAUCCAAAGUAGCUAAUGUGGUUGUUGUGCACAUGUAUGAUCUUCGUGCUUUUUUCUCUACUGUGACGUAAAGUACGAUUGUGCCUGUGCAAUACGAUAUGUUCCGUGAUGUAGGCGACGGAUGAAGUCAUUACCUAGAUGCAUAUUAAGAAAGAAUAUUUUAGAGAUACUUGGGGAACCCGUUACUAUCGCCCGCCCUGUUCCUCCUGUAGGUGAAAUGUGUGUGCAUGUGUGUACCUACCAGACAGGGUUGUUAAUGAGUGGUCAGAAGAUUUCGCUGUGCUGUGCGUGUUUGUUUAGCGUUGGAAAUUUGUAACUGGCGGGCAGAAUAGUUUAAAGAGAAGUGCACAUUGAUUUCAGUCGAGUCGGGUAUGCACCCCAACAUGGGAUGUUGGGGUAGAGUACGGGCAUAUCCCAUUCGGGGCACGUUGAGGAUCGGCAAGUUGAAGACCGGUAAUGUGCGGCCGCGAGUGCGUUCUGGCGUCACUGGCUCGGUAUGUGGCAUUUCAAAGCACCCCUUGUACUUUCUCCGGCAUUUAAAGGAUUAACACUUUAUGCUCUAAAUCGAUACUCUACGUAGACGUAAAUACAUUCCUUAACCCUAAGCAUUCGAAAACAUUCAUUUCGCAGUGCUGAUGCCUUGGAUCGGUAGAAGCUCAAACCGCUACUGUUCGACUUCCAUUCGCGAUCGCAAGGGUAAGUUGUUGAGUUAAUUGUGUGAGGCACAAACAAAUGUGGAAGCCAGACGUUUUCCUCUGGCCAAAAGAAUUAUUUAAAAUGACAAAAGCACAGUCAAACAUCAUCACACGUCUACUACAAAUGCAAGGGUGCAGCUUAAACCACCAUUUCCUUUGAAAGGCGAUUUUACGUUAACUGUUUCAUGGACUUUAUUGCGCUUAUCUCAAUUACAUUUCUAGUUGCAUAAUAUGUACAGUUUAAAUGCAGACCUGUACUCCUCCGUGUGAGGAUUAAAACGGAACAUCGAAGCUCCGAGAGCCAUUAUAAACUUUGAUCGACACCCGGUGAAACGCUACUACGUCGCCUGCCGCCACUUAGCUCGGCAGCCCGAAAAUAUCCGAGUCCGAGAAGCUAUCAAAUAACUUAAAAUAAACCAAACACACGCACGCACAUACAUACACGCACACAAACACACAGAGAUGAAAAGCGUAUCUUCAGUCACAUUAAAUUCUUCGUCACGCAUGCUUUGGAAAAGGCCACGAAGCUUAGCGUUUUCGCAUCAUCAAAGAUGAAGGUGGCGUGCGCGGCAACGCGAGCGAGAAUAAA